Messenger RNA from Brassica napus (rape), 1829 nucleotides. Its product is annotated as transcription factor bHLH67-like. NCBI's taxonomy places the organism in Eukaryota, Viridiplantae, Streptophyta, Magnoliopsida, Brassicales, Brassicaceae. The record is from RefSeq and is a predicted model, not a curated record. Gene Ontology annotation, biological process: regulation of transcription by RNA polymerase II. The coding region runs from base 649 to 1467 and encodes 272 amino acids. Gene Ontology annotation, molecular function: DNA-binding transcription factor activity, RNA polymerase II-specific; protein dimerization activity; RNA polymerase II cis-regulatory region sequence-specific DNA binding. The transcript is spliced from 4 exons.
AGAAAGAUGACACAAACCUAAUAGAAGCUCUCUUACCCAUGACUUGUAUCUUUUUUACCUUCUUCUUCUGUGUAAUAUAAGAAUGUCCCCACAAAGUCUUCUGUCUCUACUUCAAAACAAAACUGCUUCCACCAAUAAUAUCUCCAUCUCUCCUCUGCUCUGCUCAGCCUCACCAACUCUUCUUACAGUACCAAAAAUAUAUACAUUUUCUUACCAUUCUCUUUUAUUACAGCUCCUCUGUUUUCCACUCUACUCAAUUGCUACUAAAGAGUCACUGCUCUAUAUAGAGCUAACAGUUACAAGUCAAGAAAGACUCAGAAUCAGAAGAGAGUACAUGAGUUUCCUCUUCUGCUUCUUUGGUGUUUCUUAGCAUUUAUUGUUACACAUUAUUACAUACUAAUACAUAACAAACAAAAGGCUCUCAAAUGGAGAGCUUUCAAGGACACAUCAACCCUUGUGUGUGUAUUUUUUGCUUAAUUUAGGAAGCUUUCUCCAAUCUUCUCUCUUCCAUUGUGCCAUUUACUCUUUUCCUAGCAUUAUCUGGAUAGAAAAGCAGAUGCAAGAAGCCUAGAAGUUCAAGAAUUUGCAGAGGCUCAAAGCUUUUCCUUUAAAGAAGAGGAAGACCAAGAUACAGUGCCAUUUCUACAAAUGCUGCAAAGUGAAGAACCGAGUUUUCUAAGGCUAUUGUCUCUUCAGAACCUCAAAGAGCCUUGGGAAGUCGAAAGCUUUCUUUCACAGGAGGGUUAUCCACACUUGUAUCAGAACCAAGUUUCAGCAUCCUACAUGGAAGGAGCGAAACAACCUUUGUCAAGCCAAGAAGCAGACAUGAUACUCCUCCCUUCUUCCUCACCACAACACAAGCGCAAGAACAGCGAUUUGCUGGCUCCUGAUAUGACUAGAGAGAAGAGGAAGAGGAGGAAAACUAAACCAAGUAAAAACAUUGAAGAGAUAGAGUCUCAAAGAAUCAGCCACAUUGUUGUUGAAAGAAACCGACGGAGACAGAUGAACGAACAUGUCAACUCCCUACGUUCCCUUCUCCCACCUUCUUACAUCCAACGAGGAGACCAAGCAUCCAUAGUAGGAGGAGCUAUAAACUAUGCGAAGGUCCUUGAGCAAAUCAUACAAUCACUUGAAUCUCAAAAGAAAACGCAGCAGAGUAGUGAAGUUCAAAACAGAGUUCAAGAAGAUGAAACUUGCGUCCCAAGUAUCGAAACAACAGUGAUACAAAACCACGUUAACCUUAGAGUUGUAUGUCGGAAGAGACAAGGAGGGCUUAUCAGAGGAAUCAUCUCACUAGAGAAGCUUCGACUCACUGUUCUUCAUCUCAGUAUCUCGACUUUGUCUCGUUUCUAUGUCUCUUAUUGCUUCAACCUCAAGAUAGAGGAUGGUUGCGAACUUGAAUCGGCCGACGAGAUAAAGAAGGUGGCACAUCAUAUUUUCGAUAUGCCAAUGAAUUUGAAUAACUAACAAAUAAAAAGCUGACACUUUUUUUUGUUUAGAAAGAUUUCUUUUUUCGUUCUUUCAUUUUCUGACUGACAGAAUUUUAAAUUCUGUUUUGUUCGUAUUAGUAUUGGAUUAUUUUUAGAUACAUGUUUUUAGGCUUUGGGUGUUUUGUGGGGGUUUGACCUUAGGAGUAUUUAUGAUAUUUUAUCAUCGUUUGACUUUGCAUCUAUUGUAAGAGUUUACUUUCUUGUGCUAAUAAGUGGUCUUGUCCUCUCUUUUUUUGUAAUGGGUACGGUCAUAUCAUAUGGUGACUGGUGUGACUUAACUUUUUUUCUUUUUGCUUAACUUUGGUGACUUCAUAAAAGUAGAUUGUUUUAGUGGUCGAA